Messenger RNA from Amphimedon queenslandica, 1018 nucleotides. RefSeq names its product ephrin type-A receptor 4-B-like. The annotation marks the transcript as partial. Gene Ontology annotation, cellular component: plasma membrane; dendrite. Gene Ontology annotation, biological process: axon guidance; protein phosphorylation; ephrin receptor signaling pathway. The transcript has 4 exons. Gene Ontology annotation, molecular function: protein binding; transmembrane-ephrin receptor activity. The record is from RefSeq and is a predicted model, not a curated record. Lineage: Eukaryota; Metazoa; Porifera; Demospongiae; Haplosclerida; Niphatidae.
AUCAGUUAUUAUUCAUAUGCUGGUGUUCGUCUGAUACACACUGCUGAGGAAGGAGCUACAACAGACUCUGAGUCAUUUGCUGUAUCUAGUUCUGGCCUGUAUCUGGCUAUAUGGGACCAAGGAUCUUGUACUGUUAUUAAUCGGAUUGUUGUAUUCUACAAUGUCUGUCCUUAUCAAGUAUUGAAUAAAGCUGUCUAUCCAGAGACAGUAGCUCCUCAAGGGGGUUUUGAUCCAGAUAAAAAUGUGAAUGCUACUUGUAUUGAUAAUGCUAGUCCUACAUCAUCAAAUAUUUUAAGUUUAAGGUGUAGGUUAUUAGGAGUGUGGAUUGGAUCAGCUUCAUGUCAAUGUAAUGCUGGAUAUGAGGCUAAUGAUACAAUUUGUCAAGCUUGUGAAGAAGGCACCUACAAGCCAUUUGCAGGAGACAGUGAUUGCAAUGGUUGUCCUAAUAACAGCUACUCAGCUAGUCCUGGUGCUGUGUCCUGCCAGUGUCUGUCUGGCUAUUAUAGAGCACCUCAUGAAGAUAUCACUGUGAGGUGCACUGCUCCUCCUAGCUCACCUCAGAACUUAACAAAUACUUCAGUUACAAAGACUAAUAUUAGCAUUGCUUGGCUUGAGCCUACUUAUAAUGGAGGCAGAACUGAUCUUUAUUAUGUCAUCAGCAUUAAAAGCUCAACCAAUGUCAUUGAAUAUAGUACAGGACAUACAAACUACACACUAAUGGGAUUAACUCCAUUCACAACAUAUGAAAUACAAGUGAUUGCAAGAAAUGGAGUGUCAGAUCAAGACAAUGCUAAUGAUAACAAUAGAACUGUUACUAUAACUGUCACUACUCUCAAUUCUAUGACAAAUCUACCCUCAACUGAAACUCCUCAGUUACUAUCACUAACACUAAUGAUUGGAGCUCCUGUUGUAUUGGUGCUAGUACUCUGUGUUUGUAUUAUCAUAGUAUUUGUGAUUGUGAUAAUUGUUAGGAGGAACAGAAAGAAGAGACUUGUAAAUUUGGACUUGAGUUUUGUUG